Engraulis encrasicolus (European anchovy) is the source of this 2877-nucleotide messenger RNA. Its product is annotated as protein phosphatase 1 regulatory subunit 29. NCBI's taxonomy places the organism in Eukaryota, Metazoa, Chordata, Actinopteri, Clupeiformes, Engraulidae. The record is from RefSeq and is a predicted model, not a curated record. The transcript is spliced from 2 exons. Gene Ontology annotation, cellular component: plasma membrane. Gene Ontology annotation, molecular function: protein binding. The coding region runs from base 1 to 2877 and encodes 958 amino acids.
AUGCCAAGCAAGCGAUCCUCCUCCACCACCUCCUCUCCUUCCUCCCCCUCCUGCCUCGGCGGCGUCCUCCUCCAGCACCACCACCACCACCACCUCCUGGUUCUCCUCCUGCUCCCGGUGCUGCUCCUCCUCCCGGCCACGGUGCGGGGCGACUGCUGGCUGAUCGAGGGCGAGAAGGGCUACGUGUGGCUGGCCAUCUGCAGCAUGAACCAGCCGCCGUACGAGGCCAUCCCGCAGCACAUCAACAACACGGUGCACGACCUGCGCCUCAACGAGAACAAGGUCAAGGCCGUCUUCUUCACGGCGCUCAGCCGCUUCACCAACCUCACUGACCUCAACCUCACCAAGAACGAGAUCUCCUACAUCGAGGACGGCGCCUUCGCCGCACAGGCCAACCUGCAGGUUCUGCAGCUGGGCUACAACAAGCUGACCAACGUGACGGAGGGCAUGAUGCGCGGCCUGGGCCGCAUGCAGUGCCUCUUCCUGCAGCACAACCUCAUCGAGGUGGUGGGCAGCAAUGCAUUCUGGGAGUGCCCGAGCCUCAGUAGCAUCGACCUGUCCUCCAACAAGCUGGCGCGCCUCGACCCGUCCACCUUCACCGUGCUCAACCGGCUGCUGGUGUGCGAGCUGGCCGGCAACCCGUUCCACUGCGGCUGCGAGCUCUAUGGCUUCCUCACGUGGCUCGAGGCCUUCAACAACGUCACGCACACGUACGACCGGCUGCUCUGCGAGUCCCCGCGGGAGCUGUACAACUUCCCCCUGCUCAGUCCCGUCCCGGGACACGGGCGCAACGCCAGGUACCGCUUGUCCACGAUCUGCCGGGACGGGGUGUUCAUCACGGGCAUGACGGCGCUGCCGACGGACCCCGACGGCUCGGGCAUGGGGCCGGACUUCGACCGCGUCGGGGUGUACCCGCAGCCCACCACGUCCUCGUCCACGGGCGAGGUCCUGGGUCCCAGCCUCACGCUGCGGCACGUGUCCUUCUCGACGGCGUCGCUCCUCGUCCAGAUCCCCCGGCCGUUCAGCAAGAUGUACAUCCUGGUGCAGUACAACAACACGUACGUCUCGGACAUCAUGAACCUCAACAAGAAGAAGGAGAUCAUCACCCUGAACAAGCUGAUGCCGCGCACCAACUACACGUUCUGCGUGGCGUCCAUCCGCAACUCCCAGCGCUACAACCACACCUGCAUCAACUUUGUCACGCUGAUGCCCCUGGACGAGCACCAGUCCUCGCAGUCCACCACCACGCACUACAUCGUCAUCAUCCUGGGCUCCCUCUUCGGCAUGGUGAUCGUCCUCGGCCUGGUCUACCUCUGCCUGAGGAAGCGGAGGAUCGAGGAGGAGAAGGAGAAGUCCAUCUGCGCCAAGAAGACCAUCCUGGAGAUGAGGUACGGGCCCGAGGCGGCCGCGGCCGUCACCAAUGAGCCCUCUACGGUCCUCAAGCUCCACGAACAAGGCGGCCAUCACCCUCAGCAUCACCCUCACCACCACCAGCAGCACCACGGCGGUGGCAAGAUGCCCAUGUCGUCCUCGUCCAGCUCGGGGAUGCUGCACGGCGGCUCAGCCAACACCAGCUCCUCGCGCCUCUCCACCAUCCCUCAGGUAGAGAAGAUGGCCACCGCCUUCUCAGAGGCCAUGGGCGGCAAGGGGAACUACAUGGACGUCAGGACCCAUGGAGGUGGAGGAGGAGGAGACGACGGGAGGAUGAUGAGAGGGGACGGGAAGGGGCAAGUGAUGAGAGAGCACGAUUUGAGGCAGCAGGAUGAUUGUGAGAGUGACAUCAUGGGGGACGACUCGGACGACGACGGCCGGGGCUCCAACUCGGAGAUCUCCACCAUCGCCAUGGAGGUGGACAAGGUCAACCAGAUCAUCAACAACUGCAUCGACGCCCUGAAGCUGGACUCGGUUGGGGUCGGGGUGGCCUCCUCCUCCUCCGCCACCUCCACCUCCAUGGCCAACCCGACCUCCCCGCCACCCACCUGCACCUCUUCCCUCACGAAGGGCCUCAUCCCCCUUUCGCCGGGGGUGUCGGAGAACUGCCACCAGGUGAUGUCACCGUCGCCCAAAAUCCCCCCGCCCCCGCCGCUGCCCACGUCCGGCUCCAUCAUGGCUCCGGGGCUCUCGGGCGGCAACUUCAUGUCGCCGCCUUACCGCCCGCCCCCGCCCGCUACCGCCGUGCGGCCCAUCCAGAGACAGAUGAGCGCCGACGCCGCCAUGAUCGUCGGCUCUGGGAAAAAAUACUCCGGUGGCACAUCCUGUGGAAUUCCUGGCAAAGGCGGACGCGUGUACAGCCUGGAUGUCCCGGAGCCCCGAAGUCCAGACCCCUGCCAAUACCAGGACAAGGGUAGCCCCAUCGGGUGCGGGGAGCCCAUGGAGAGGCUUCCGCUGGUGGGGCCCGGGAGCGGGGGUGGCGGCGGUGGGUACAGCAUGAACGACGGGGGCAUGGACGGCAUCGCCAUGCAGCAGCAGCAGCAGCAGCAGCAGCACUUGGAGGUGCACCCGGACUUCCAUUGUGCCGAGCACCGCCACUCGGUCCCGGCGCUCUACUACGAGGGCCUGCACGACUCCCCGGCGCAGCGGGCCUCCUUCCUGAAGCCGCUGUCGCGGGCCAGGCGGGGGGACGCCGCCUCCUACUCGCAGCUGUCGCCGCGCCACCAGAACUACUCGGGCUACUCCUCCAGCCCCGAGUACAACGCCUCGGAGAACACGCUGCGCAUCUGGGAGCGCUUCCGGCCGUACCGGAAAGGCCCGCGCGAGGAGUCCUGCUACGUCACCGCCGGCAACGCCCUGCGCAAGAAGGUGCAGUUUGCCAAGGGGGAGGACCUUCACGACAUCCUGGACUACUGGAAAGGCGUAUCUGCACAACAGAAGCUGUGA